ACUCUGGUGAUUUAGAACAAGAUGAUGACCGGGACGAGACGGGUAGUCUGGCUGACUCAGAGGCUAGCAGCACUUGCUCCCGUUUACCUCUGGCUUCUAUUUUCGUCGAGGCAGGCAGAAAUAAAAUGUCCCAGGCAAAGGUAGAAGAAUGUCACCGGGCAGUUACCAAAUUUGUUGUUAAGGGUUUGCACCCAUUUUCUACAGUAGACGCCCCUGAAUUUCGGGAGAUGACAAAGGUUCUCAAUCCAAAAUACAAAGCCCCCAGCAGGGAAAGCUUAACCAACCACUUAAUCCCUGCUUGGUAUGGUGUGGAAAAGGGAAAUGUGAUCUCUGAACUGAAAACAGUGUCAAAGGCAGCUAUCACGGCUGAUGGGUGGACAAGCUUUUGUCAGGAUCAUUAUCUCACGGUUACUCUGCACUACGUGAGCAAUGGCCAGGUAAAGGAAAAGGUCCUAAAAACCAAAGCCGUGUACCAAUCUCAGACAGGCUCAGCUGUAGCAGAGGAGAUUGAUUACAUUUUAGAAGAAUAUGGUGUACGGGAAAAGGUUGUGGCAGCAACUGUAGACAAUGCAGCGAACAUGGAUGUAGCCAUCAAACAGCUGCAAAUUGUCAAAUUUCCAUGCUUCGCUCAUACGCUGAACCUGGGAGCGCAAAAGCUGUACAACUGCACUGCCAUAUCCAAUUGGGCAGCACGAGUUCGAGCAGUUGUUGUCUGGAUGAAGAGGUCACACAUGGCAAAAGUUGUUCUUAAAGAGAAACAAGACUUGCUCAAGCUGCCCAAGCACAUGCUCCUCCUGGAUGUAAGGACCAGAUGGAAUUCCCUCUAUUUGAUGAUGGAGAGAUUCACCGAGCAGUUCCCUGCUAUCCAGGCUGCAGCCAUAGAUCCACGCAUAAGAAGACCCAUGGAGAAGGAAAGGUUGGACAGAAUAGGCAACGAGGACUUAAGGAAAGCAGAGGAGUUUGUGCAUCUCAUGCGGAAGCAUUACACCUCCACACUGGCCGUCUCCAGCGACAAAAGUGCAACCUGCGGUGAGAUUUUGCCCAUCUUGCAGAAGCUGGAGCAACAGUACACUGUGCAGGAAGGUGACUCUGCGUUCACAAGGAGCAUCAAGGAGAACAUUUGGAAGGAUCUCUCCAAACGCUACCAGGGAACUGACAUUCAGAGAUUCCUGGAGGAAGCCACCAUCUUGGACCCCAGAUUUAAAUACAAAGUGAAAAGUGAUGCAGUCUGCGACAGGAUCAGGGAAGCUGCAAUAACAGCAAAUACAGUGGCAGCAAGAGAUGAGCUCCCAGGGGAAGGAGAGACACAGAGGGAAGGCUGCGAAGAUGGGGAGGAGGAAGAAGUAGAGGAACACUAUGCACUGCCACCACCAUCAAAAAAGACAGCCUUGGAAGAACUAUUCGAGGAGGAGGACAACGAGCUGCAGUCAAUCCGUGAAUCACAGCCCCGUCUUUCCCUGGCUCAGAAGGUGGAUCAGGAAAUCCAGUUCUACAAAAGCCUGCCCUCCAUCCCCUGCAGGGAUAGCGCCGCACUGUGGUGGUGGAACAAGCAGGAUACGCUGCCCUUGCUAUCUGGACUGGCUGAAAACUACCUCUGUGUGCAAGCUUCCUCCACCCCAUCUGAGAGGGUGUUCUCCACGGCUGGAGACACCAUAAGCCCCGAAAGAUCCCGUAUCCUUCCAGAAAAAGCAGAUAUGCUCAUAUUUCUGAAAAAGAACUGUUAAUUUUCCCUACUACUACUUGAGUGCACACACACACACACACACUCACACUCACACUCACACUCACACACACACACACACACACACACACACACACACACACACACACACACAGUGCUUGUGAUUACAUUGUUCUUGUAAUUACAUGAUUCAGUAUUUGUUAUUUGUUGUUAUUUGUUACAUUUUCUUGUACAGAAAAGCAGAUAUGUUCAUCUGCAAAAGAACUGUUAAUUUUUUUUACACACACACACACACACACACACACACUACUUGAGUGCGCGCACACACACACACACACACACACACACACACACACACACACACUUGUUAUUAGAGAUUAAUAAGUAACUGUCACAAUAGAAUAUUUUUCAUUAAAACAAAGAUAAAUGUUACAUCAAACUGUUUAUUCUCCUUUUUCCCCCAAAUUGGAAUCGAUAAGAGAAUCGAUAAGGAAUUGAAUCGUUUCACAGAAUCGAUAAGGGAAUCGGAAUCGUAAAAAUCUUAUCAAUUCCCAUCCCUAGU
Eleginops maclovinus (Patagonian blennie) is the source of this 2243-nucleotide messenger RNA. Its product is annotated as E3 SUMO-protein ligase ZBED1-like. Lineage: Eukaryota; Metazoa; Chordata; Actinopteri; Perciformes; Eleginopidae. Gene Ontology annotation, molecular function: protein dimerization activity. The record is from RefSeq and is a predicted model, not a curated record. The transcript has 8 exons. The coding region runs from base 126 to 1724 and encodes 532 amino acids.